UUUUCAGGGGUUGCUGGUUCGCAGCCAGAGAAGCUGCUUUUUUUUCCGGGUUCGGAGCCGUUCCGGAUGCUUUAGGCUGCCGGAUGUCUGAUCUCCGGAUAACUGAGGCGUUUCUGUACAUGGAUUAUCUGAGAAUGUCUGAAUGUAUCCAGAUCUCAUUUGCUGUUUGUAGAAUUGGCAUUUACACGUGUUUUAGAGCACUUUGCUGCAAGGGACCACCACCCGCACGCCCAGAAUAUGACCUGGUUUGCAUAGGCCUCACAGGUUCUGGUAAGACAAGUCUGUUGUCAAAGCUCUGCAGUGAAAGCUCUGAGGAUGUUGUGUCAACCACAGGUUUUAGUAUAAAAGCAGUGCCAUUCCAGAAUGCCAUCUUGAAUGUAAAAGAGCUUGGAGGGGCUGAUAAUAUCCGGAAAUACUGGAGCCGCUAUUACCAAGGAUCUCAAGGGGUAAUAUUUGUAUUAGACAGCGCCUCUUCAGAAGAUGAUUUAGAAACUUCUAGAAAUGAACUGCACUCAGCCCUUCAGCACCCACAGUUAUGCACUUUACCCUUUUUAAUAUUGGCCAAUCAUCAAGACAAGCCAGCUGCCCGCUCUGUACAAGAGAUCAAAAAAUAUUUUGAACUUGAACCUCUUGCACGUGGAAAACGCUGGAUUCUGCAUCCCUGCUCACUGGAUGAUGUGGAAGCACUGAAAGACAGCUUCUCUCGGCUGAUAAAUUUGUUAGAAGAAAAAGACCACGAAGCUAUACGAAUGUGAAUUCUGGCAAAGAAAAUGGGCUCCCAAAAGGCCUUGAACGUAUCAUGUUAGUUUCUCAUCUUAAUUUUAUUUUGUUAUUAAGACUAUUAUGGCUUAAUUAUCUAUUUUUCUCUAGUUAUUUCAGACUCUCAUCUCUCUAUGAAAGUGAAUAUUCUGUAAAUCAGGUGAAUUAUCAUCGGCAUUAACGUCAAGUACACACUACUGAGAGAGAAUUUAUUCUCUGUUUACCACUAAUUAUCUUCACCGCAUGUCUCUCCCUUCUGUUGUUCUAAGCGUCUCUUCUAUACCCUGUGCUAAAACGGAUGGAAUUCAUGGCUCACGGAAAUCAAGUCCCUUAUGACGGACUUAGAAAAACUCACAAGACCUUGACUAAUCUUCCCUGGGUUUGGAGUGGAGUAUUAUUGUGUGACUGGGACUCCACAUAAUAGGUAUAUCAUUUUCAAGAUCUCUUGGGGGUUUUAUUUUAUCUUAUUUUUGUUUUAUUUUGUUUUGUCUGUCUUUUAUAUAUAUUGAUUUUAUAGACUAUGAGAGAAAAAUGAGCACCAAAAACUUCACUUAAUCACCUUAUCAGAAAGGAAUAUCCUGCCAUAGCAAAACUGGCUUUGGAGGGUGAAAGAUACGAUGCAUGUUUCCUCGACUACAUCUGAAGUCCCACUCCCCUCUCAAGACAUUGUUUUAGUUUUUGAUAGGGGUAAGAGGAAAUUUAGGCACCCACACAUGCAUCACUGAUUACAUUUGAUCAAGUCCUCAAAUAUUUUUUAAUGGAAAGAUUAGCCUGUAUAAAGUCAAGCUGCAGUGUAAUAUAGGUAUGUUUUUCUAAAAAAUUGGAAGUGUUUAAUUAGAAAACAUAAUUUUUAAAAUAGUAAUAAAAAGUUUAAAAAGUUAAAAGAGGCCUAGUUUAUACUGGUUAAGAGUUUAACCUAGCAUGGAUUUAACAGAGCUAUCAAAGACAGAAUCAUGUGUAUAUUUGUUCAUCAAGUGCUAAUAUAGUUCAAUGGAGUCUGUUAAUGCCUUCCUCAAGUAGUUAAAGGUCUAUCAGUAUUUCUAUUAUAAACCUCUAUUUUCAGGGGUUUAAAUGUGCCCUUAAAAAAUGCACUGGGGCCGCAACAAAUAAUUUUAGGCCUCAGAUUCAGUCUUUGGAACUAAUUUUGUUUUCAUUUAAUUUAAAUGAUAAAAUUACUUGGAGCUAAAUGUACAGUUUUACUAAGGCUUAUCGCCUUUGAUCUUUUCUAAAACAAGAAAAAUCUAUGGAUUCUGAGGUUCAUAGACGAAAUAUUCUUCGUCACACUUUGUGGACUUUGACCACUUAAAAUACUAAGUGGCCAAAUAAUAGAAAACUGCUCCCUACCCCCUGAGUGAUAAAAACGUGUUUGUAAUUUAAUUUUUAAGUAGCAUGGACUAAUACCCAAAUGCCACAGACUCACACUGUAUUGCAGGGUGAUAUAAUAACUUGUAAUUCUCCAGAAGAGAUACUUCAUACCCUUACCAUCUUUCAGAUACAGCUUUUAAGUGAAUUUUAAUGCAGUCAUUACCUUUGAAACAUCGAACACCUCUUUUAAGCUUUUUUCUAAGGUCAUGGAUCAGGAAAGAUCCACAGUAAUUCAUAUAAAUUUUGUCUACAACAUCCUUGAAUAUGUCUAACAAUGUAUAAUCCAUGAACAGCACAAUUCCAGUGACCAGUUACACAAUUCCUGUUUUUAUUUUGGCCUGUUGUGCUCAUCUUCUAUGAAAAAAAUCUAUGAUGAUCAGGCCUUGCUUUCCCUGCAAAUUCAUUAACUGUAGAAUGUUGUCAUUUUAAGAUACUGCGGCUGAGUGCUCCUAAGCCAUCUGUUAAAUGACUUCCCGUUGCCUGUGUGUGUGUGUUCAUGUGUGCACCACUGAUGGGCUUCUCCUCAGACCCAUGACUGUCUGCAGCGUCUCAGCCAUCAGAAUAAAAACAUUAUCAAUCAGUACCCAACAACAGCUGUUUUUGACAAGUUUCUGUCUGACGCCUAAUGCUUUACAACUGUCAAGAAGGCUCCUUCUUUGUCUAGCAGGUCGGAGCUCGCCGUCUUGCUGCUUCCGUGCGCCAUCCUGUCCUGUAACCCUAGAAUUUGUCAUGUUUUGGAAAUCCACGUGGGGGAGGGGUGGAGGCUGGAUGGGUGGGGGUGGGUAGGUGGGUGGGCGGGUAUGUGUGGCAUCUUCCUACUUUUGUAUAAAGUGCCACAGGUGUCUUAGUUUGCAUAUUCAAAUAUUAUAUAGGAAAAACAGUCUGCUAUGUAUUUCUUCACUUAGCUUCUUGUUAUAUUUAUGGGCGUUACCAGUUUUUGUACCUUCUUAGCUAAAGCAGUUGCCUUUUUAUAAUGGCAAUUAAUUUAUAUGAUAAAACUUUGUAUCUACCAUAGUUUACAGUAUUGGUUGCUAAUUAACUGCCAUAUUGCCCUGUCUUUCUAUUAAAAAAUACUGUAUCUACAUUUAGAGGUUAACAGAAUCAUGUGGACAUUGCCAGACAAGAAGAACUCGUAUUGUCCAUGAUUGAUAAAUGAUUUCCACUAUCUUCAAUGAAAAUAAACACUGAGUAGAA
Messenger RNA from Nycticebus coucang (slow loris), 3318 nucleotides. It is a transcript of the gene ARL15, whose product is annotated as ADP ribosylation factor like GTPase 15. The transcript is spliced from 6 exons. The coding region runs from base 84 to 755 and encodes 223 amino acids. Lineage: Eukaryota; Metazoa; Chordata; Mammalia; Primates; Lorisidae. Gene Ontology annotation, molecular function: GTP binding; GTPase activity. The record is from RefSeq and is a predicted model, not a curated record.